AUGCAGAAACGAACGAGCUUGCGAGUUGCAGACCUCGCACGACUCCGGGCCCUCGCCAACGCCGCCAAGGGCUUGCCCAUUUGGGCGCAAUUCGUGCUGUUGUUCGCCACGGCCACGGUCACGCCGCUGCUGCUCCUGUUCGGACAGUGGGUGGCAUCGCGGCUGCCCUUAUCUUGGCUGGUGGUGCCUGUGCUGCCGUCUCCGGCGGUGUCGUUGGUGGCGCUGCUGCCGGCGGUGGGCGUUGACAAGACCUCGGCCGUAUACGAGCAGAAGGGGCAGAGAAGGACAUGA
Molecule: messenger RNA, 291 nt
Organism: Anthostomella pinea
Lineage: Eukaryota; Fungi; Ascomycota; Sordariomycetes; Xylariales; Xylariaceae
Source: the annotation of a GenBank genome assembly